AUGGCGUCCGAUAAUGCAGGCGAACAUAACCCCGAAAUCACAGGGUAUGACUGUGCGCUCUGCGAGGAGCCAAACCAUGCGGACAGCCACAUGAUUUAUUGUGAAAAAUGUCACAAGUGGUUCCACUUUAAGUGCGUGAACGUGACCGAGGAAGUUAGAAACAUCUCCUGGACCUGCGAAGAAUGUCGAGGUUCCAAAAACUCGGUUGACGAAACGCAAACACCUGAUCAGGGUAACAUCAUCGUGGAUGUGUCUGAUUCGGUGGACAACAGACCGCAAAGCCCAGUUAGUCAGGAAGUCGCCAUGAAACAUAUGGGACAAGCCAAAGUGCAGGAGGACGCUGAAUUGCAACACAAGCGAGAGUUGCAACAAAUGAAAGCGGAUUUCGAACGACAGUGUGAGAGGGAAACGGAAAAAAUGAUGUUGCAGCUUCACCUGGAAAGACAACUGCUGAAAAAGAAGAUGGCGGUUGAAGCAGAGUUGAAUAGGAAGCGAGGUGAAUUAUAUAACGAAUUUCAAUGCAGAAAUGCUCCUCAGAAACCGGAGGAAGGUGCCGUAGGCGGCCAGAUGCAAACGGAUGCAGAUUUGGAAGAAAUGUGGAGGAGCAACUUCAAUUACCCGAUCGAGCAAAACAAACCUAUUGCCGAUAUCCGGGGAGCUGUUCCAAAAUGUUCCACACCCAAAAAGGUACCGCACCUGGGAAACGUCAACUACAAUCGACCCCUGCUCGAAAAGGUUUCGGAGGAAAAUGCAAUGCUAAGAAAAAAUCGAUCAAAUGCCACAGUAGAUAGGCCACCUAUGCCGCCGCAACCGAUUCCCCAAUCAGCAGUUCCACCUAACGACCUGGAACAAAUUCCGGAACCCAUUCCAGAUCCAACUCCGGGUAUGUCAUGUCCUCCGAGUCCGUACGAAUAUCUGACUAUACUGCAAGAAGAACCAGAGCUGACGAGGGCUCAGAUUGCCGCGAGGAAGGGUCCAUUCGCUAAGUUGCCGAUAUUCACAGGGAAGUCGGAAGAGUGGCCGCUGUUCAUCAGCAGCUUCAACAACGGAAACAGUGCGUGCAACUGGACCAAUCUUGAAAAUCUAGGAAGACUUCAGGAAAGUAUCAAAGGGCAAGCAUUGGAGGCAGUGAGGAGCAGACUUCUGCUGCCAGAAUCGGUCCCAAAGGUGAUCGAAACUCUCCGGCUGCUUUACGGCAGGCCAGAACAACUACUCCAUUCCCUGAUACAAAAGGCGAGAAAGGCUGAUCCGCCACGUAUUGAACGUUUCGCAUCGUUCAUUAGUUAUGGCAUGGUUGUGCAACAACUAUGUGAUCAUUUAGUGGCCUCGGGACUAGUGGACCAUCUUGUGAACCCUAUGCUCAUAGCGGAAUUGGUGGAAAAGUUACCCCCUAGUACAAAACUCGAAUGGGUGAGGUACAAGCGCCAACAAGAUGUUGUCAAUUUGAGCACGCUUUCGGAUUUUCUCUCGGAGAUUGUUUCAGAAGCAACUGAAGCCACACUCUACACUGAGCUUCAAAUGGAACGACGUCCUAUCCAGGAACGGCAGAUAAAAAAGCUGAAAGGUAGAGAACACCAGGGUUUUCUGAACACACACCACGUUGAGCAGUCGUCGCUCCAGCUAGUGGGCCAACAAAAAAACCCCAAUCAGUACGAUAGUCGUAAACCAUGCCGUGGGUGCAACCGCACAGACCAUCGUAUUCGCCUUUGUGAGGAUUUUCGAAAGCAAACCUGGAAUGAGAGAAUGAAGAUUGCGGACAAAUGGAAACUGUGUCAACUGUGUCUCAACGAGCACGGUCAGAUUCGUUGUCGGUUCAAAGGUCACUGCAACGUCGGAGAUUGCAAAGAACGGCACCAUCCUCUCCUUCAUCCGCCAAAUUCAACCUUCUUAUUGUCAACGAACUGCAAUGUACAUAAUUCGGAUCAGCAUCCUGUAAUUUUCCGCGUGGUUCCGAUCAAGCUGCACAACGGAAGGCAUGUUCUCGACGUCAUCGCCUUUCUGGACGAAGGGUCAUCAUAUUCCCUGAUGGAAAGCAGUGUUGCAGAACAAAUUAAGCUAUGCGGUGUGUGGAAGCCGAUACUGGUAAAGUGGACGGCAGGUAUGAACCGAUUGGAACGGGACUCAAAGUGUGUUGAUGUAUCGAUUUCGGCAAAGGAUUGCGAAGAGAAGUUUCUGCUACGAAAUGUUCAUACGGUUCAACAGUUACAACUUCCGGAGCAGGAGGUGCGAUUCGCUGAAAUAACGGCCAGAUUCAAGCAUCUUAGCGGACUGCCAAUUACCGAAUGCCUGAACGGUCCUCCUAGGAUUCUCAUCGGGCUUAAACAUCUGCAUGUGUAUGCACCGCUCGAGUCACGCAUCGGCAAUCCGGGUGAGCCAAUUGCAGUUCGGACGAAACUUGGCUGGACAAUAUACGGUCCUCAGUGUAGCGACGAUACGAUGGUCGGAUUUGCUGGUCAUCACAUAGUUGGAGAAUCAAAGGACCAGGGACUGCAGGAGCUUCUUCGAAAAUACUUCACGGUGGAGGAGUCUGGUCUAGCUGUCACGGUGUUACCUGAAUCUACCGAGAACAUCAGAGCCAGAAAGCUAUUAGAGCAAACAACCACCCGUGUCGGCGAGCGCUUCGAAACGGGAUUGUUAUGGAAAAAUGACGACCCUCAACUGCCAGACAAUUACGCGAUGGCAGUUAAGCGAAUGCAGAGUCUGGAGCGAAAGUUGUCAAAGAAUCCGGAGCUGCGACAGAACGUGGAGAGUCAAAUAAAGGACUACCAAAACAAAGGUUACGCUCACAUUGCUACUGAAAAGGAAUUGAUGACAGCAGAACCCGGUAAGGUGUGGUACCUUCCCCUAAAUGUUGUGCUCAACCCCAAAAAGCCGGGAAAGGUUCGGCUAGUAUGGGACGCUGCGGCAUCCGUUCAAGGCAAGUCUCUCAACUCCGAAUUGAUAAAGGGUCCCGACCUUCUCUCCAGUUUACCAUCGGUACUGUGUCCAUUUCGAGAGCGCCCAAUCGCUUUUGGCGGCGAUAUUGCCGAAAUGUACCAUCAGCUGCAGAUCCGUCCGAAUGACAGGUCAGCCCAAAGGUUCUUGUUUCGACCAACGCAAUCGGGCCCUCCGGUGAUAUAUGUGAUGGAUGUUGCCACCUUCGGCUCAACCAGCUCGCCAUGCUCUGCACAAUAUAUUAAGAACCAAAACGCGCGAGAGUUCACUGACCAGUUUCCUGAUGCUGUGGAGGCAAUCAUCCACAGGCACUAUGUUGAUGAUUACCUGGAUUCAACGUUCACGGUCGGUGAGGCCAUUAAGCGGGCGAGCGAGGUUACUUUCAUUCACUCCAAGGCGGGAUUUAAGCUUCGCAAUUGGGUGUCGAACAGUACAAAAUUUUUGCAGCAUUUCGGUGGACAAACAGAAAGCCGAAUAAUCCACUUCGGUUGCGAUAAAUCUAACAACACAGAAAGGGUGUUGGGCAUGUCAUGGAACACAGUUGACGAUGUUUUCGUUUUCGCUACCGUUCUUCGGGACGACCUGCAAGCGUUUUUGACGGGGGGAAAGCUGCCGACUAAAAGAACUCUCCUACGCAUUGUGAUGAGCUUUUUUGAUCCACUUGGCUUAUGGGCACUGUUCACUGUUUUUGGAAAGAUUAUCAUCCAAGACCUCUGGAGAAAUGGGUGCCCGUGGGAUGAAUUACUGGACGAAAACUCAGCAAGAAAAUGGAUCAAAUGGAUCGCACUGCUACCAAAAGUUCAAUCCAUGGAGAUUCCCCGUUGUUACUUUCUGGGUUUGAAACCGUCAGAUCAUCAGAACCUCGAAUUGCACGUUUUUGCCGACGCUAGUGAAGAGGCCUAUGGUAGUGUAGCAUAUUUCCGAAUAUGGGUAAAUGGACACCCAAGAGUUGCCCUGGUGUCGGCGAAGUCCAAGGUUGCCCCACUUCAAUACAUGUCCAUCCCUAGAAUGGAACUACUAGCUGCAGUACUCGCUGCAAGAUUGUCUGUUGCUGUGAAGGCCAAUCACUCAGUGAAGGUAAAACGGCUCGUGAUCCACAUCGACUCUGCAACGGUACUUUCCUGGAUCCGCUCGGACCACAGGAAGUACAAACAGUUCGUGGCCUACCGCAUAGGAGAAAUUUUAAGCCUCACGAGUCCCAUCGAAUGGUGCUGGGUUGCAUCAAAGAACAACAUAGCAGACGUGUUAACGAAGUGGGGUAAAAAUGGACCACCCUUAAUCACCGACGGCGAGUGGGUGCGAGGCCCGGAUAUUCUGUACCAAUCACCAGAAGAGUGCUGGCAAAAGGAACUGCCCGCACCAGACGUGAAAGAAGAGCUGCGGGCGUACCUUUUGUUUCACGAAAUAUCAUUCGCUCAAUGUUUGGUGGACACUACUCGCUUCUCGCGUUGGAAGAUCCUGAUAAGAACUGUUGCCUGUGUAUUCCGGUUUAUUUCCAAUUGCCACAAGAAGAUAAAGAAGCUGCCAAUCGAAUCGCUUCAAGCUACAGUGAUACAAGGAAAAUUGCUGAAAUCUACGGUGCCGUCAAUCAAAACUCCUCUCAAGUGCGAGGAGUAUCGUCAGGCAGAGGAUUACUUGUGGAAAAUAGCGCAGCAAGAAGGAUUUGCGGAUGAAAGGAAAACGUUACUGAAAAACCGUGAACUUCCGCAAGCUAAGUGGCAUGUCAUCGAACGAUGCAGUCCACUCUACAGAUUAUCGCCCUUUUUAGAUGAAUCGGGAGUAAUCCGCAUGGAGGGGCGAUCCGCACAUGCUGAUUUUCUCCCCUUUGAGCAGCGGUGCCCCAUCGUACUUCCGAAGAGUCACGAUGUCACUACCAAACUCCUUCUUCACUAUCAUGAAAAGUUUGGCCACGCAAACCGCGAGACCGUUGUGAACGAGUUGAGGCAACGCUUCUCUAUCCCGUACAUUCGGGCUGCAGUUUUGAAGGUGAUGAAGGAUUGUGCUUGGUGUAAAAUCCACAAGUGUCAUCCAACUGUCCCAAGGAUGGCACCUCUACCAAUUCAGCGUCUCACUCCUCAGCAUCGCCCGUUCAGUUUUGUAGGGGUUGAUUAUUUCGGUCCAGUCGUCGUCACGGUCGGAAGACGUUCAGAGAAGAGAUGGAUUUGUCUAUUUACGUGUCUGGUAACCAGAGCAAUCCAUAUGGAAAUCACCUAUAGUAUGAGUAGCCAAUCAUGCGUCAUGGCAAUUAGACGAUUUAUUUGCAGAAGAGGUGCACCAUUGGAGUACUUCUCGGACAAUGGUACGAACUUUCGAGCGGCAAGCAAGGAGCUGGUUCAGAAGGUUCGUUGCAUCGAGCUGGAUUGUGCCGACGUGUUCACAGACGCCAGGACAAGGUGGAAUUUUAAUCCGCCUGCAGCGCCGCAUAUGGGCGGUAUAUGGGAGCGACUGGUAAGAUCAGCUAAGGAUGCGCUCAAGGCUCUACACGAUGGUGGAAAGUUAACAGACGAAAUCCUGCUCACUGUACUAGCCGAAGCUGAAGAUAUGGUGAACUCCCGGCCGCUCACAUAUGUACCACAAGAAUCGUCUGAAGUCGAAGCCCUGACACCGAACCACUUCUUGCGCGGUCUUCCUGCUGAAGAACGUGAGGAGAUAAACGUUCCGACCAGCUCAGCCGAAGCGUUACGCGAUAACUAUAAGCGGUCGCAGCAAUUGUCGGAUAUAUUAUGGCAGAGGUGGCUGAAGGAGUAUGUACCUAUCAUCAACCAUCGGACAAAAUGGCACGCGGAACGAGAAAAGAUUCACGAAGGAGAGCUAGUGUAUUUGGUCGACGGAAAUAAUCAGAGAACCUGGAUACGUGGUGUUGUAGAGAAGGUCAUCCCAGGUGUCGAUGGCAGAAUACGAAGAGCACUGGUGAGAACGUCGAAGGGCGUGUUUCGACGUGCAGUCGCCAAGCUUGCGGUUAUGGAGUUAAGAAGUAAAUCUGAUCAGAUCGCUAGUUCCGGACCAGAGUUACGAGGGGGGGAAUUGUUACCACCGCCACAUGAACACAACACCAGUGGGCCCACCUCCAGGCCUGCCGAAAAGCGAGAAACGAAGGAAACGUCAUGA
Molecule: messenger RNA, 6042 nt
Organism: Topomyia yanbarensis
Lineage: Eukaryota; Metazoa; Arthropoda; Insecta; Diptera; Culicidae
Exons: 1
Coding region: 1-6042 (2013 amino acids)
Biological process (GO): DNA integration
Molecular function (GO): nucleic acid binding
Source: RefSeq, a predicted model, not a curated record